GUUUUCACUUCUAUCUUUAUCUUUUACAAAAAAUGUUUAAAGCACUGAAUAGUUGGGCGUACACUACUUACAAAAAUGUGGAAGUCAUAUAAAAUAUAUUUUACCUGUUGAGGUUAUAGUCCAUUCCAAUCUAAUCACUCAAAAGAGGAACAUCCCAAGCUAUUUGCGGCGCUGCGAUGGGCUCCGGCGCUCCCGCGACCCACAUGAGGAUGAGCGGCGUGGGAAAAGGCUUGCUGUACACCAAGGACCAGGAAACGGCGCCGCUAAAUCGGCGCGGUCUGCCUCCGCCCAAUUCGGCGACGCACUGUCUGCAUUCUUCAGGACACCCACAAGGUAACUCCCUCCCUUCUUCCUUGGAAGCGUUUUGACAGCGGGUGAUGUCGCCUGGCAGAAACGAGCGUCCCGGCCCGGAGACGCCGUUCACGUCCGCCGCAGGAAUGCGGCCCCGCGCGUGAUUCACCGGCCGGCCGCGUCUCAGCCGGAGGGUGCCGCCGUCGCCAUGGACUGCUGCCUUGACCUCUGCUUGCCCCCCGAAGAGCUCGAGAGGCGCAGGGUCAACAGGGCCAUCAACAGGCAGCUGGAACACGAUAAGAAACAGUAUCAGAAUGCCAUCAAGCUCCUCUUUUUAGGGACGGAUGAGAGCGGCAAGAGCACCUUCCUCAAGCAGAUCCGCAUCCUCCACGGCAACGGCUACACCGAAGCCCAGCGGAUCCCCUUCACUCGCCUGGUGUGCCAGAACGUGGUCUCCUCCAUCCAAAAGCUGAUCGAGGCCAUGCAGAUCCUCGGCGUGGACUACGCCGACAAACGCAACCCCGCCCUGGCGGAACGCCUGAGCCAAGUGGAGUCCGAGAAGGUGGAAAGGUUGGACGAGUGGCAGGUGAUGGCCAUCAAGUUGCUGUGGAGCGACGCCGGCCUUCAGCGCUGCUACGAGCGACGCCGCGAAUUCCGCUUGUCCGACUCGGCCAAAUACUACUUCAGCGACAUGGACCGAAUCACCGCCCCGGGUUACAUCCCGAACGUGCAGGACAUCCUGAGGGUCCGCGUCCCCACCACGGGCAUCAUCGAGUACCCUUUUCAUAUCAAGGGCGUUACCUUCAGGAUGGUGGACGUGGGCGGUCAGCGUUGCGAGAGGAGGAAGUGGAUCCACUGCAUGGACAACGUGGUUUCCAUCGUCUUCCUGGCCGCCCUCAACGAGUACGACAACGUCUUGCUUGCGAACCCCAAACACAAUCGGAUGGAGGAGAGCUUAGCUUUGUUCGAGACCAUCGUCAAGUACCCGUGGUUCAGCGAGACCUCCUUCAUCCUCUUCCUGAACAAGAAGGACCUUCUGGAGGAGAAGGUCCAGAAUUCGGACGUGGCCACCUACUUCCCGCAGUACAAGGAAGGACGCCAAACGCGCCCGAGAGUUCUUCCUGGAGCUUUACAAGAUUCCGCACAAGGGCCACAGGAAGCCGCUGUACAUGCACUACACCUGCGCCACCGACACCAACAACGCCAAAGUUGUCUUCAACGUCGUGAAGGACACCAUCUUCCGGGAAAUCUUGGACUUCACUCAGCUGUAGUCGGCGCCCGUGGAACGAAUGGACUUUAGCGUGUUGUCGAAGCUUUAAGCGUUCCGUUAAAACGGCGAGGUACAGUAUGUAUUCUUUCCCUUUGAUUCGGUUUUUAAAAACCGGUUCGCCGGCAGCCGUCCGUGGGGAAAUGCGACCGGCCCGGACUUGCGGCUCUGCGAGGGGGAAGUACGAUGUCUUUGUUUUGGCUAAUUAACAGAUGCUCGAUUUAUGACAAAUAGAAUUACGAGAGACUGAUGUGACAAGAAAAUUGCCCGACUGCGACCGUCGCCGCGGACUAGACGAGACUUAACUGUACGAGCUUUUAAUACGGGAAAAAAAAAAUAUCAAUCAUCUCAGCAGUGACGCGCUGACUCUUAUUAAAUCCGUGUUGAAUACAUUAAAAAAAAACAAAAACAAGAAGUUGUACGACUCACAAAAAGCAGUUCAGCAAUAAAACAUAAACUGGAAAUUAACAAUAAAUCCUGGACAUGCUCGUUUUAAUAUUUAACGUGAAACUCUGCUCACGUCGCAAUAAGCGGCAAUUUGGCAAAAUGUAAAGUUUUGCCAAAGUGGGUUUCAAGGUAUUUAAUGACUUUCAAGGGUUGAAAUCAAAACCAACCCCUCUAAACCACAGAGAAGUUAUUUUCCAGAUUAAUGGAAAUUUCCAUUUAUUUUAAUUUUUGAGUUACGAGCGUAGCACCAAUGAACCGAAAGGGCUGACUAACCGAGCGUUUCUCCGCGUAGGUUCAUGAUAAAUGUGUGCCAAAUUUCAUUUGAUUUUAUUAUUUUUUUCCCCCUUGGCAAAUUUUUUGUAUGUUGAAGAUGACUUGUCUAAAAAAGUAAAUUAAUAAAAAUCAAGUGAUUUUAAUUUCACCUAUGUUCUUGAGCCACAAUGUUUUUAAAAAAAAAAAAAAAAAAAAAGAGUAUCAAACAUAUCAAACAUCCUAUUAAGCAUUAAUGUAACAUCAAUAAGAUGACAUUAUCCCACAUCCUGCCUGGGAGGGGGGCGGGCGGGGGCGG
Molecule: messenger RNA, 2573 nt
Organism: Syngnathoides biaculeatus (alligator pipefish)
Lineage: Eukaryota; Metazoa; Chordata; Actinopteri; Syngnathiformes; Syngnathidae
Product: guanine nucleotide-binding protein subunit alpha-11-like
Exons: 7
Coding region: 500-1591 (363 amino acids)
Biological process (GO): action potential; adenylate cyclase-modulating G protein-coupled receptor signaling pathway; phospholipase C-activating dopamine receptor signaling pathway
Cellular component (GO): heterotrimeric G-protein complex
Molecular function (GO): G-protein beta/gamma-subunit complex binding; GTPase activator activity; GTPase activity
Source: RefSeq, a predicted model, not a curated record